Molecule: messenger RNA, 6000 nt
Organism: Haliotis rufescens (red abalone)
Lineage: Eukaryota; Metazoa; Mollusca; Gastropoda; Lepetellida; Haliotidae
Product: serine/threonine-protein phosphatase 6 regulatory ankyrin repeat subunit A-like
Exons: 6
Coding region: 282-4622 (1446 amino acids)
Biological process (GO): protein localization to ciliary inversin compartment
Cellular component (GO): ciliary inversin compartment
Molecular function (GO): protein binding
Source: RefSeq, a predicted model, not a curated record
CAUCACUGCUGGGUCAACAUGACUUUCUAGUUCUAUGAAAGCCCUCGAUUUCCUGGAAAAUAAGCGACUACCUCGCUGUGUACUCGCCGCAGUCAAACGUUAGCUACUGAAUCAAUGGUAUUUGUUUCUAGUGAUUUGUAUUCUACAAUUAUGUGCAUAGUUUUGAAACCUAUUUGCACCCUCUGGGAUCAACUAAUGAACUUGACAUAGCCCUCUAUACCCCUACCGUAUGUACCACCUCCCAGCACAAGAAACUUCUGUUUUAUAAACUGACACCGACGAUGGCAGAACCAGAGGCUAUCACAGAGAGCCAUGGCAGCAGGCCUGACGAUGGUGAUCAGACUCAAACAGUACUGUAUUAUCGGACAUCAGAUGAGACCGUGAUGACAUCCAUGACAGUGACUGAUCCGCACAUACCAGAUGGGGCACAUGGUCGAAUAGCUUCAAUACAAAAUAUUGGCCCGCCACAAAUCACUGAUCCAGAUUUUCAGCAAGCGAUGCAAAGACUUUCACUGUUAUCGGUUCCUAGUGGUGUGAACCAUGGGGAGAUUAACAUCAUGAACGUUUUUAACGACGUGACUGUAACAAGAGAAACUUCAUACGGUGCUGUGAACGAAAUUCCAGAUAUGGUCAGAGAGAAAAUGAAAUCUGCAAAAGACAUUUUUGUAGAAACAGAAGCUUAUGAAAAUGUCUAUGAUGCCCUUGAACACGACGGACAUGUGCUCAUUUCUGGAUCGCCCGGUUCAGGUAAAACAACAAUGGCUCUUUACAUCAUGGAUAAAUACCGAAGAAAGAAAUACCAUGUGCAAUUUGAAGAUGAUGUGGCGGAUUUCAAAGUUGAAGAUCAUGUUAAUCUGAAAGUACCAACUCUGCUUGUCUUAGAUGAUGUGUUUGGUCGCUUUGCGCCUACAUCUGAAAAGAAAGUUCGUUGUACAAAGAUAUUUGAUUAUUUGAAAACACAUUUCAAAAGUUUAGAGGAAAAGAGAAAGAAAACACAAGAUGAGGAUAAAACUAAAGGUGUCGAGGCAUCUGAAAUCACUCUGAAGGUUAUCAUGAGCAGUAGGACAAACAUUUGCAAGCAUCAAAUUGUCACUACUAUGUUAAACAAAUACAAAACAUCCUUGUUCAGACAAAGCACUAUAGCUGAUCUGACAAUAUCUGAGCUGAAAGAACAUGAGAAAGAAUCGAUACUUCGAAAACAUUUGGUCAAAUCGAAAUUGGAUCUCACUGAACAUGACAUAAAAACCAUUACACGGUUGGAAUAUAAGACACUGGGUUUUCCAUACAUCUGUCAGUUGUUUGCAGACAGUUUUUCGUCAAAGGACGAAGCUGUGAAAUUCUUCAUGGAGCCCUGGGCAUAUCUGUAUGACUUGAUAAGCAACAUAUUCUCAUCUGAUGACCCAAACUACAGAGCUGCAGUGCUACUGCUUAUGGUCCUCAAUGACGGAACACUGAAUUUGAUUCAGCUCCAACAGGCUCGACCAAGUGGGAGGAAUAUUGAACUUCGACACAAAAUAGCAAAGGUUGAGGAAAUACUCCCGGGUGUAUGUCAUCCAAAUCAGUUAAACAAAGCUGCAAAAAACGAGAUUCGCACUCUUUUGGUGUCUGAAGGUGACACGAUGUCAUUUAGUCACCCAACUAUCUAUGAUGUUGUCGCGUUUGCUGUAGGGGACACGAAUCCCGACUUUGUCCUUGAAAACUGCAGUCUCAAAUUCAUCAUCGAAAGGACAAAGGUUUCAGAGGACCACAAGACAGACCAUCCAAGUGGAGGGGAUAUACACAGCUUCAUGAUAAAUCUUAGACAAGGUGCUGCUGUCGGGCUGGUGGAAAGGCUCACAAGAGAGAUUGUUGACGGUUAUAUUGCUCUUCCAUUGUCACAUCAAUGUUUCUCGCGAGCAGAUAUGGCUGAAUAUCUGUUUACAAAUCUCUCGUCACAUGGCAACAUUGAACAAUAUUUGCAUUCUUGUGAUAAGCAGCAUGGCAUGGGCUUCCUGUACUGGUCAUCAUUCUCCAGUACUGGUCCUGUGAGCAAAAUGUCAUUUGAGCACACCGACUUUUCUGUUCAUGAAAUCCGAGAAGGAUAUCUUGGUUGCUGUAUGAGUGGAAACUUGUCUUCAUUACGAGUUCUCAUUGAAAACUCAAAGAACAUAUUGGACAAAGUUGCCUCCACUGAUGUUGGAGACAUCCUCGGUAUCAAACAAGAAACAAGACAGUUAGUUCGCUCCUUAUCAGCUUGCAGCCCAACCAAAACAGAAGUGCCAUCUGCUAUUGAAACACCUCGAUCGCAUGGUGACAACAAAGAUAAAUUGAUUCAUAUAGCAACUGCGUAUGGAUUCACUGCAAUUGUAGAACUACUGCUUGAUCUUGUUGGUAUACAUAUUGAUGCUCGAGGAGGAAACGACAUGACUGCAAUUAUGUAUGCUUGCUACCUUGGACACAAGGAGUUAGCACAAAUCCUACUCCAAAGACAGGCUGACCUGGAACUGCUUGAUGAAGAAGGUGAUAACUGUCUUCAUCUUGCAUGUCGAGGAGGAUCCAUAGCUAUUGUACAACUCCUUCUUGACAAAAACAUGGACAUCAACAAACACGGUGAGCAUGCACGUACACCUUUGAUGUAUGCCUCAUACAAUGGCCAUGGGGACCUGGUGAGGCUUCUACUGAAGUAUGGAGCGAAGGCAGAGCCUGAUCUGUCUUCAAUAGAACAAAAGGACACUUGUCUCCAUCUUGCGUGUGUGAAAGGUGAAACAGGUGUAGUUCGGAUCCUUCUCGAUCAGGGUGCUAUGGGCAUUGAAGUGAUUGGCGGAAGAGAAAGAACACCGCUAAUGUAUGCUUGCAGGCAUGGACGUCUAGAAACUGCCAAAGAACUCGUUGACAGGAAUGCCAGACCAAAUGUUUUAGAUGAAGGCAAUAUGAAUUGCUUACAUCUUGCAGCAAUGAAAGGACAUAUACCAACUGCUGAGUGGCUCCUUGGUUUGAAUGUUGGACUCACUGUUGACUCUGUUAACUCUGUUGGGAGAACACCCUUGAUGUAUGCAAUGAAAAAUGGUCAGGCUGAAAUGGUUGACUUUUUUAUUGCAAACGGUGCAAAAAUUGCAAUAAAAGAUCAUAAGAAAUUUACAUGUUUACACAUGGCAGCGAUGUCAGGGAUGUGGCACUUGUUGGAAGUAUGCUUGCAAAACGGGCUAGAUGUCAACUCGCUCACGGAACCUGGUUGGACACCAGUUAUGGGGGCAUGUAAAGGAGGACAGAUAGAUCUUGUCAAAGGAUUAGUUGCGAGAGGAGCCAAUGUCAAUCUUGGAGGUGGUUGCCUAUACGCCGCAUGUACCCAGAACUGUCUUGAAAUGGUCAAGUAUAUUGUGUCCAAUGUCCAAGACAUCAAUGAACGUGGACCAAAGAACAGAACAGCUGUUAUGACAGCCUGUUUUCACGGGUACAUUGACAUUGUGGAAUAUUUGCAGUCUUGUGGUGCAGAUAUGACAUGUAAAGAUGAAUAUGAACAAACAUGUCUUCAUGUAGUCUGUCGAAGCAGUGCCAACCUGCAGCUUGUUGAAAAGCUGGUAAAACUUCUCCCUAUUGAUGACGUUGAUGCCAACGGCAUAACACCUCUUAUGUAUGCAGUGAGGUCAGACUCCCCUGAAUUGAUAGGUUGCCUCGUACGAAAUGGUGCAAACAUUUAUACAACAAAUACAACAGACAGCCGUUGGCAAACCAAUCUCCACACAGCCUGCUGGUUUGGGAAUAGAAAUGCAUGUGCUAAACUUCUUGAUCUUGGCAUGGAUGUGGAUGUUCUUGAUUCUAUGAAAAGAACUCCCCUGAUGUCUCUUGCUAAAAGCAAGAAAGAUUGCACAGUAAUUGAAAAACUUUUAGUAGAACGGAGAGCAGAUAUUAACGUGAGAGAUCAGGAUGAUAAUACAGUAUUGCAUGUUUCAGCUAAAUGGGGCGGUCAUCCAGCAUUUGCAAGGUAUAUACUAGAGAAAGGUAUGGAUGUCAAUACGCUAGGUGCUUAUGAUCACAGUCCCGUGAUGUCUGCAUGCCGAAGUGGCAACACAUUAGCCUUUGACUUAUACCUAGCCAACGGAGCUCUGCUGCAUCUUACAAAUGCUCAUGGAGCAAGCUGUCUACAUUUGGCAUGCAUGGUUGACACCGAUGAUGCUCACAUUGUUAAUGAACUACUCGAUCGUCGGGCUGACAUCAAUGCACAAGACGAACAGAACAAAACACCAGCUAUGUAUGCCAUCAGCAAAGGCAGCGUCCACAUCUUGGGACUCCUUUUGGCACGGAAUGCAUCGCUCACUGCAUUUGAUAAAAGAGGAAAUGCGACCAGUUUGCUUCAUUAUGCAUGCAACCUUCAAGGCAUGACCACAGAGAAAAUAGAGUUACUUCUUCAAAAAAGAGGUCUACGUGUAAAUGAACCUACCAUGUACCACUCCCAGACGCCAUUGAUGCUUGCAGCAAGACAAGGAAAUCAGGCCGUUGUAGAUCUACUGUUAAAUUCAGGAGCUGAUCCAAGAAAGGUUGAUAGGAAUCGCAGAAAUUGUGUCUACCAUGCUCAAAGCCAAGGUCAUCAUGAAUUGGCCGAGUACUUGGCCGAUCGGUUAAGAAGAAGAUACCAUAGGUAUUGAAAUGCCUACAAACAUGUAUAUGUGGAACACAUUAAUAGUACAUAUGUGCUAUGUCAUCAUACCACGUUCUACUGGAAACAAAGUUUAUGUAACAAAUUGUACUUGUUGGUAAUACAGUACAAAACAUUGCAGCGUGCAAUGGACGGGACUACAGUUUUCGAGACAUGGACAAAUAUCCCUGCGUUCUUGUUGAAAGAAGAGAAAACCUAUUUCCAUACCAGAUAUUCAUAUUUGAUAUUCAGAAUUAAAAACAAUGAACACAAUUCAAAAUGUGAUGACUUUGUUGUAUAAAUUACAAAUUCAAACAUUGAUUUACAAUUCCAAAACGUUGAAACACAUGGUAUCCUUUAUUAUACUUAAUUUAACACAUUAUUCAGGAUAGAAAAAAAACAUUGUAUAAGUGUACCUAGGUAUGGCCUGUUUCUCUAGUAUCUCAUCACAUCUUUGUAUACAUUCACAUGUAUCAUAACAGAAAUUUUGUAUAUUUAUUAUGUAUAUCUCCGUUUUCUGUUCUUGUUCAUAUAUACCAAAUACAAUUACAUAUACAUGCAUGUAUUGAUUAUUGUGUACAUUCUUCACGAUUCAUACUGAAUAUUCUUACAAAACUUGUGUCAAACAAACAUCAAGUUUGAAAUGUUGUAAAGAAUAAUUUUUGAUGAUUUGUAAACUUUUUUUCACACGGUAUACUUUAACGUCUCCAUUAAAUGUGUAUCAAUGAAUGAUUGCAUAUGCAUACUGGUAUAGUGAAAUGAAUUGUUUUAUCAUAUUUCUCCACUUGAAUAUUGUAAAUAAUGGAAUGUGUAUUCGUGUAUAUGUCCAAUCAUGUACUAGGCAACCUGACACCGACACAAGUUGAAUUCACCCCUCUUUGUCAUACAGUCUUGUGGAUAGUUUGUUGACACUGUGAAUCUUUAUACAUAGAGCUAAAUAUGAACCAGAUAAGGUUAUUUCACUGAUCUCUUUUAUUUCUAGCUGAGGUGGGUAAAUCAGUGGAAGGGAAUUAUGUAAUUAUUAAAAGAUAUCAGAUCACUGAAAUACCUUAAACUUUAGUUGAACGUUUUGGCAAGUUUCGGUAUUUUGACUUUGCCAAUCCGAGCAGUAAUUCUGAUUUACAUUUAUAUGCAUAAAGAAACAGAUCAGCAUGACGGGGAGCACAGUUGGUGUCCAAAUUUCACAAAUUUCGUUUCUAUGAGGAAAUCCAGUAUUUCACAUAUUGUUAUUUUUUCAGUAAACUUCGGAAAACUCAGUAAAUAUACCAUGACCUGAGAGAGUAAUACUGUUGUCUUCAGUGCUUAAUAACAUUGUGUUUUGUAUUCUGCCUUUUUGUGUGAUGGUGUCAUUGUCAUACACAGAUAAUAAAGAAUAAUUAUUAUCUUUA